GAUCCCCGACAGUGACUUGGCCUAACUCGGCGUUGGAUUAGUUGACCUGUCGUGCAUGUUUUCACCGGCUCUGUGUUCCUUACUGUCACCGCACUGUGCCCGGUAUCCCCAACAUGGGGCUGUCAAUGAGCUCAGAUAGCCCGGACCGUGGCAACGAGGGCUACCACGUGCAUGGGGUUCAGGAUAACUCACCAGCUCAAAAUGCUGGGCUGGAGCCCUUUUUCGACUUCAUCACUGCAAUUGGCCAUACAAGACUGAAUAAGGAAAAUAGUAUGUUCAAAGAUCUUCUGAAAGCGAAUGUAGAGAAGCCUGUGAAGCUGGAGGUUUACAAUACGAAAACGAUGAAAGUGCGAGAAGUGGAAGUGACACCGAGCAAUAUGUGGGGAGGACAAGGGCUUCUUGGGGCUAGUGUCAGGUUCUGCAGCUCACAAGGUGCUAAUGAGCACGUCUGGCAUGUACUGGAUGUAGAGCCCGGCUCCCCUGCCAGCUUGGCUGGUUUGAUGCCCUAUACAGACUAUGUAGUGGGAUCUGAUCAGAUUCUACAGGAGUCUGAGGAUUUCUACGCUCUUGUAGAGUCUCAUGAAGGGAAACCAUUGAAGCUGCUGGUCUAUAACACUGAGACUGACUCAUGCAGAGAGGUGUAUGUGACGCCCAAUGGAGCCUGGGGUGGAGAAGGAAGCUUGGGUUGUGGCAUUGGAUAUGGCUAUUUACACAGGAUUCCCUCACUGCCGGGUUCACCAGAGAAAACGUCAGAGAUAAAGCCUCUUUUACCGUUACCAACUGAGACAGAGCCUUUGGUAGCGCCAUCUAAUGGAUAUGAGGAGGCUCCUCUCAUGGCCGCUGCAGAACAAUCUGAAUCUGCAGACGACGCUCUCAACUUAAUUGACGUGACAGAGAGAGAAAUACCCAGCAAUACAGCAGAAGGAGCGCUCAUUCUCCCCCCACCUGUGCAGAGAGUUAUGGACCCAGGAUUUAUAGAUGCCUCUGAGCUUAAGUUACCAGAAAUUCCGGACUUAACAAAACUGAUCGAUAUGACAUCUCCAGCAUCACUUAACCUAACUGCAGGAACAGAACAAUUCCUCAGUCCAGAUGAGCUUAAUGCUUAUAUAGAGCAAAUCAAAGUUUCGGAAGGCCUUGAUUCGAUAUCGACACCGCCAAUAGGGGAUCAGUGGCCAUCUUCUGAAGAUUCCUUAGUGCCAUCUGCUGAGUUUGCAAACAUCAAUUCAGAAUCUGGUUUUGGAAAUGGAUCAUUACAUGAAGUGGACAGCAUGCCAGUGUCCCCAGACGACGGUUCGAAAAUCCCUGAGGAUCUCAACUCAUCCCAAGACGAAACAAAAGAAGAAUAGAAAGCAAAAUGGGCAUUUCUUUUAAAGCAUCUUAAUAUUCCUUUCUCACACUGCUUAAAGUUUUAUUUUUUCUAAAUCUAAAGAAAUGCAAAAAAGGCGUUUUUAUAUGCAGAUUUUUUUUUAACAAUGAUUUUAUAAUAUUUCCCAGCAUCGUGGGUUUGCAGUGUGAGACUUGCAGGGUUUCAGUUACAUGCAAUGUCACCUCCAUUGAGAGAAAAUGCUAAUACCAUUAUACAGUCUGCAUUGUUUAAUAUUAGGAGAGAUACUGUGUAAGCCACAAAGAGUACUGCAUUUUUUUUAGUGUGUAGGAAAGACUCGUUAAGUUUACAUUUUUCAAGACUAUGCAGAGAGUGUGCGAAAAUAGGAGCUUAUAGAUACUGAAUUUUUUUUUUACCAGUGGGGUGGUGACAUAAAGGAUAAAAUAAAUCAAGAACUUGUGUAAUCCAGCAUGUUUUAGGAAAUUAAAUAUGCCAGGUUUUUAAGAGAACAAGCUUGGCACCUUUAGACAAGUUACUCAGGUUAAUGUGCAUAGUAAAACAUUGGUGAUGUAUAUAUUACCCCAUUCGCUGCCAAUGAAAGCAAUAAAAUAUUGAGUAGCAAGGAUUACUGCCCUCCUUGACCGUAAAGUAACACAGCUGAAGUUCUAAAUGUGUAACAAAUCUGAUAAAUGGGACAUAAUUAUCAUUUUUUGCUCAUUACAAUCCAAUAGUUUUUAGCAAUGUUCCAUAUUUUGCAAUUCAUUAGCACAAGACACUCCAUUAUGUGGCCAUUAUGAAACAAGUAUUUCAAUAGCGAAAGUAAAUGAUAGUCACUACAGAAGAGUGAAGCAUUAUGCUAUUCUUAUGACAUAAGGUUGUAGGUCUGGAGAAAAAAAAUCACCUUUCUCCCGGAGAUAAAUCAGAAUGAUGAAGUUUUUUUUCCUCAUGCUGCUAGUCUUAACAAGGGGAGAGGGUCUUCCAGAGUAUGUUACUGCAUAUAAAUGUGUUGUAUGUAAAAUAGCAGUGCUGCCGGUAUCUUGCAAAAGCCAAGUUACACAGAGGGAAAUAUUCAAAGUAGCUUUUAAGUAAAUUAACAAAAUCACAAAUGUUACAUUCAAGUCCUAGAGAAAUGCUGACUUUUCUGGUAAGGUAACCCGUUGGCUACUGAGGGAUUAUGCAGUUAGUCUCAACUGAUGUGCUUGCAACAAUACAAACUAAUGUCAAAUAUAGUGUUCUACACUCUUAUGUCUUAAUUUUACGGUUCUGUAUCAGAAAGUUCUUUAAAAAUUAUUGGAGAAUGUUGGGUUUGGGUUAGUGUUUCUAUGCAGAUAAUUUUAUCCAGCUGUGGGAAAUCUGAUUAACCUAUUAGAUGCCAGAGGGCGAGGCAGCAGAAUGACCACACUGUCAUGCGAGGGUUAACUUCUUAUUAGGCAAUAAUAAGAAUUGCUGCAGCAGUAUUUCUGUUACCAUAAACCCUGUGAUGAUAGCUUUAAUACUGGGUAAUGAAUCUUGUUUACAGCAAUUGUUUAGUAUAGCAUGAACAUGAUUGCUUGGGUUGUUUAUAUCUUGUAUGCAGAUAAUUAUAAAUAUUUUUAAGCACAAUUCAAUAUUUGGUUUUAAAAGUGCAAGUUUAUUAAAGAUUCAAUGUUUAUAUUUGUAAGACCUCUCCAGUCUUAAAUCAUUGUAUUUUAGGUCAAUAUUCAAAUAGCAGUUCUUAUUUUAUAAGCCGUCUAGAAUUAAAGGGACAUUCUAAAGCAGAAAAAUGCAGACUCAUUGGUAAAAAAACAUGUAUUUUUUUGCUAAGUAUAUAUUCGAUUUCCCACAAAGAUGUUAAGCACAUAGGUAAAGUCUCACAAUGCUUUAAGGUGCUAAGCAAGACUUGGCUGGUUAUUGUCAGCUAUAUGUAAUUGCUGCUUCUUAUUGGCUAUCAACGGCCAUCAGGAAAUGCAAUGAAAAAGAGGCACACUCUAAUCAGUUGAAGCAGUGAUGGACAAGUUUUUAGGGACCUUAGGAAAAAGCAAAGGUAAGAAUGUGUGCCUUACUUUUGUGGCCCCAGGAAAAUCAUAUAUAAGUAUAAUGCAUGAUUUGGGGACUUCUGGUGGUGGGCACAAUUCAAAAGCACCCUCUGGAGAGAAGAACAGCAGAUAAAGGGUACCAUGCAUUCUUACAUAAAUCUGUGGGUUUAAAAGCUCGUAUGUGCAGCUAUUAAGGCUUCUGGAAUAUUGAUUUGCGGCGUCAUGUGUAAGGAAGCUGUCCGUUUAUGAAUCAGCGCAUACAUUUUUUGCUUUAGAAUGUCCUUUUAAAUGUUUCAUCCUGGACUGCAUAAGCAGAUAAUAUAUUCCACGAUCCAGACUUUAAAAAAAAAACUUGAUCAGGUUUAUAGAAUACGUAUAUUAUUACAUAUCUUAAUAAUUCAGCAUAAUAUUAAAAUUGCUUCUAUAAGUAUGUUUGGGCUUUUAUAUAGAAUGUGUGUGUGUAUGUAUAUAUAUAUAUAUAUAUAUAUAUACAUACAUACAUACAAGUUGGUUCAAGUCAAUUCAUUACAUUCUAGUUUAUAAGAACAUAUUAGUACAUACUAUUAAUGUAAAUGUUUAUGCAGCAUUAAUGAUAUUGUUUUAUUGUGGACAGAUGGUGAUUUUUUGCCUUACCAAGGAGGUAAGCAAGUUAUUUAUAGAAAGAAUAUAAUUAAUUGACUAGAACAAAAUCAUUUUAAUUUAAUCUAGUUGUAGAUUAUAUAUGUUACGGUUAGGGGUUUUUGUUAGUAAACAGAUGGUUUGAAGAUACAAUAUUAUUGUUGUGUAAUAACGCUAAUUGGAAAAUUGGUCAACUUUUAAAGUAAAUACUUAAUUGAUUUUUUGUAACUGUUAUUUUAAAUUGUUUUGUGUUUUUAAUCAUUUGUCAUAUUUUUCCUGGUUUUGUAAAAGUCAAAAGAAUUUAUUAAACAUGCAUCUUGCACCUGUUAAAGUGUUUAUACCACAAUUAUUUAAUGAAUGACCUGUUCUGUUUCUAAAUGAUAUACUGUAUAGAGAAUGCUGGAGAUUGUUUUGUAUAGAGGAGCAUUAAAUAUUGUGAUGGUUUUAUUUA
Bombina bombina (fire-bellied toad) is the source of this 4408-nucleotide messenger RNA. It is a transcript of the gene GORASP1, whose product is annotated as golgi reassembly stacking protein 1. NCBI's taxonomy places the organism in Eukaryota, Metazoa, Chordata, Amphibia, Anura, Bombinatoridae. Gene Ontology annotation, molecular function: protein binding. Gene Ontology annotation, biological process: Golgi organization. The coding region runs from base 114 to 1346 and encodes 410 amino acids. The transcript has 9 exons. Gene Ontology annotation, cellular component: Golgi apparatus. The record is from RefSeq and is a predicted model, not a curated record.